Molecule: messenger RNA, 4552 nt
Organism: Betta splendens (Siamese fighting fish)
Lineage: Eukaryota; Metazoa; Chordata; Actinopteri; Anabantiformes; Osphronemidae
Product: APC membrane recruitment protein 2
Exons: 2
Coding region: 245-3007 (920 amino acids)
Biological process (GO): regulation of canonical Wnt signaling pathway
Cellular component (GO): plasma membrane
Molecular function (GO): beta-catenin binding; phosphatidylinositol-4,5-bisphosphate binding
Source: RefSeq, a predicted model, not a curated record
CAAAAAAAAAGAAAAACGAGGCGAAGAGGAGGGGCUUUCAAGGGAGAAAUAGAGGAGAAAGGGCUGGAUGAGAACGACAGACAGAGGGAGUGAUACAGGCAAGCGAUAAAGAAACACGCUGGAAGCCACAGCGACAGGCGAUAACGCGACGGUCUGCUCCUAAAUGCUCACUCCACCGGCCGCGGAGGAAUAACUGCAGCAAGAGACGGGAGGAUACAGAGGAAGCGGGAGAACCGGAGAGAAGAUGGAUGUACAGACGGAGAACAUGGACCCCCCACCUUGUGAAUCUCAGCCGAGUGGAAAAAUAAGGAAGGGAUUCAAGCUGUUUGGCAAACACAAGCCAGGUAACAUCUUCUCUAUUCGAAGCAAAGCCGACGGGAACAACAAGUCACCUGUGCCCAGGAGCAAGGCAGCGGAUGGAGCCUCGGAGGCUGCGGCGGAUUCUGAGCAGGAGCCGGACAAGGAGAAGGGACAGGAGGCGAGUGUGGCGGAGAGGCAGCAGGCGGAGGAGGAGCCGCUGGGAGAAGAUGGCGUUCUGGCUGCCGCCCCUGCUCGCACCUCCAUUUCUUCCGCCAGCUCCGCCAAGUCGCUCGGCUUCCUGUCGCGGCUGAGGGGGGGCAGGAGGGGCGCGGGCGAGCGCAGAGCCCACACCGUGUCCCAGCCCACGGGGCGGCAGCGCCGUGGACUCAAGGGCCUCUUCGGCAACGUCAGGUUCCGCUCCAAAGACAAGGACGACAGGGAGGACUCCCCCCCAAGCCCGCUCCUCAUGUCGUCCCGCGCCAACAGCGUGGAAAUCAUCAAGGAGGACCUCACGCUGACCCCCAGGUCCCAGCCGCGCUCUCUGGACAGCCCCGAGGCCGGGCCGGCCGGCGACAGCGCGGCCACAUCCCCGUCGGAGACCGCGACCCCCCGCGCGGCCGCAGGCGACGUGAGUAGAACCGAGCGCGCGUCCCCGCUGCCUGGCUGCGAGCUGCCGCUGGCACCCGGAGACACCAGCCUGAGCUCCCUGCUGGCAGACAUCUCCUCUCUCCUGACCUUUGACUCCAUCUCAGGGGGUGGAGACAUCAUGGCGGACGUGGAGGCGGAGUGGGGGAGAGUCAGCAGUGCCCUGAGCGCUGGAGUGCCGCCGCCGUCCACCUCUCCGCCUGUCAAACCGCCCCACGUCCCCGCGCCGGCGGCCUCCACUCACUACUUUGCUCCUCUAACCAAGUUGUCGACCUUCUCUCCCGCCGCCAAGCCGAGCUCCGGCAGCACCACGCUGACCCAGCCUCUGACCUCCACCCCUCCGUCAGUCAAACUGAGUUCAGACUCUACCGCGGUUUCUGAGACUUCUACCAGCGUUAGCCUGAAAUCAGCUCCCACCGCAACGAAACCUGCAGCCCACGUAGCAUUGACGAGCCCUUCUGCUCCCAUUACGUCUUCCUCUGCGGUAACAAUGAAGUCGACCCUGAGCUCCACUUCUCCAAACACUCAGGCCCCUGUCGUCACGGCGCCCUCGAUCAGCCCAACGCUGAGUGCAGCUACAAAACCAGCUUUGUCGAACGCGGCACCUGCACAAGUUCCCGCUUCAGCGGGUAAACCUGCCCCUGUGGCGACUCCAGCUCCUCCAGCCAAGCCUCCACCAGUAACCCACAGCCCCCCCACCCCUGCUCCAGCCUCUAAGCCGGAUUCAGUUAGCGGUUUCCAAACGUCCACUUCCUACAAACCUUCCCUAAACGCAGCUGCAGGGGAACCUAAAGCUCCGGUUACAGUAUCGGCCCGUGCUGAUUUGACCACACCCUCUUCUCCUGAACCAGUUUUCCCUUCCAAGACGACAAUAGCUCCCACAUCAACUGCAACCUCAGCCUCAGUAUCAGUGGCUCCUGCCAAAAGUACGAUGACUUCUACCAAAACAGAUGUGAAGACGCCUCCCUCUCUUGUCACUCUCUCGUCCUCUGCUCCAAUCACCACGGCUAAAGCUCAACCCGGCCCUCCAUCUGUUCCCGCGCCUCCCUCGGCUUCUUCAGAUAAGAUUUCUAGCAUGACAAAACCCACUCCUGCACCGGUUGCUUUAGAUAUGAUGCCCCCUGCUCCCACACCGACUCCAUUCGCUGCCGUUUCCCCAACGCCCCCUGAUCGAGGUCCGAUCCCACUUGUUCACUUUAAAGCUCCUCCUGCAUCUGUGUUGAAUAAUUCUUCUGCUCCUACUCAAGUUCAUGGUGAUCAGCCUAAGGCACCUGCUGCUCCGGCCCAGACCUCAGUACCUGUCUCUAAAGAGCAACCUGUUCCCACCCUGCUCCCAGGCUCUGGAUCUAAAGAACCUCCUCCUCCUGGUCACGUCCCGGCCUCUGUAUGUAAAGACCUUCACAUCCCAGCUCUGACCUCAGUCUCUCAUUCUAAAGACCCCUUUGUACCUGCCCACUGCCCCGUCGCUUCGCCUCCCUCUACCUCUCCACAUUGGUCAGCGAAAGGAAGUGGGCCAGCAGCAGUGGAUGGGCUGACGAGUCCAAGUAGCAGAGAUACUCACGGAGGCCAGGCUGUUUCGUCAAAAACGGAGAAAAUACAGAAUGAGUCACGAACAAGCCUGCAGGGUUCCAGAGAAAAGAAGGCACCUCAAGUAAAGGCAUCAGGACUUAGCAAAAUACCUGUGGUUGGAGGAGGCAGAGGGGGAAAGCUACCUGUCAGCCAGCAGGGUGACGAUGAGGCCAGCCGGGUCCCACCGUCCCCCGUCCAAGAGGAGAGGCCCCCAUUCUACUCACACGAUCCGGAGAGCAGAGAUAAGAUCUUUGCGGCUGAGGCUAAUGUGGCCACCUCGAAAGACGCCCAGGAGGGCAGUCAGCAGCCUCCUCAGCCGAAGGUCCCCGCCAGUUUACCGCGUGACUCCAAGAUCCCCGUCAAGCACAGCACGCAGUCUCACGCCGCCUCCCACAACCCGCAGGCAAAGGAGCCCCUGCGCUCCAAGAUACCUGUGUCCAAGGUCCCCGUGCGGACGGCCGCUAAGCCUGCAGCUGCUGGAGGGAGGAAAUAAAUCACCGCUCCCAUCACAGCCUCGACUCGACUCGACCGCAGGGUUCGUCAAACUUACUUUACCGGAUCACAGUUUUUUCCCCAUCGCAUUCUUUCGCCGCCGUCUCUUCGCUACGCCACAAGCAGCAGGGUCGAGGGUUCCGACGGCCCUCAAGCACAAACACCCCCGCGGGGAGCUGGAGCAACAAGGUGCUGAGCCGACUGGACACGCACUCAGGAAAGGUCCAGGGUCACGCCUGGACACACAGCAGCACCGGUGACUGAGGAGGAGCAGGAUCAAUUCCAGACCACAUUCACACACACAACAUGGACACUGCGGUGCUGCCUGCGGGGACCGGCCCCCUGCCCCAAAUAUGCCUCCCAGCACCCACAACGCAGCGAUGCCGCGAUCUGUGCGCGUUUGCGUCCGCAUCUGCAUCUGCAUCUGCCUCCGGAGACACAACGUGCCUCUUCAGGCCUGAAUUUAGCCAGUUUCAGGCUGCGUUUCCAUGCCAACCCCACUAGGUCAACCAAUGAGGGGCUGAGGUGUCAGAGGGAGGAGCUUCAGUUCAUGAGCAUUCUAAUGAGCACAGUCACGGUAUACAUGCUAAUUAGACACACAAUUAUUACCUUCAAGUCACAUUUUUGACAGACGUAUAUUUUGUUAAUCUGUUUAAUGAGCACACUGUCACUUUAGUUCACACACUUAACCAGUGGUGGGGUGUAACAAUGUGCAGUAUAGUAUACUUAUAUUUUUAUUUUAUGAAACUUUAUAUUUGUGCUACACACAUUUGUGUCAGAUUCAAAAAGAAAUAUUCACAAUGUUUGACUCUUUUCUCACCCUUUGUUAAAUUUUAGCAAAACGAUGUAUGUAUGUAUGAAUCUGAAUAGACACCAAAGCAGGUCAACAGUCACCGGAUGUCACAUUUGAUAAGACAUUAAACUGCUUUAGAGGUGCAUUGUGCAGCCACACAUAUUAAGGUCACUUAUUCCCAUGGGAAGAGAGAUGGCCAAGAAAAAAACCCACCAUUUGCCAUGUUGGGAUUACACGUAUCCCAGUUUAAGGUAAAAACAGUGUGAAAUAUGAACAAAGGCAGAUCAUUUGACCAGUCUGAUUACUAAUCAAAAUAUUUAUUAUGGACUGAUUCAUUGAGUAUAAAAACCUCUAGCAUUGUGUCAGUCACAAACAUAAAUGUGCAUAUACAAAAUAUGAAAAGUAUUCAUUAUAAAUAUGUUAAUGCCAUUUUUGGUUCCGAAGCUUCAAAGUGAACAACAGUUUGGGGAUGAGAUGUUUUCCUGUGUUUAACUAAGACUAUGUGCGACUCAUCUGCACCGUCUGCACUGCAGCUGGGUCUGUGCACGGCACCCAGCCAGCACAGGGAGAACACUGUUAACCAAAAACAUGGUCGUCCGGUAGGAAAGUAAACUUCCACUAUCAAAAGCAAUCAAUCUGUUACAAACAGUCACAUAAGUUGCUCAGUUACAUGGAUUCUAUAAAGCAUUUGAGACAAAUGUUGGUUCUACACAUGUUUUAGUUUGCUCUCAAAAAUAAAUCUCAAGCUUGAUA